AAAUGAGGGAUCAGAUUCAAACACCAAUCUAAACAUCCCUCCAUUUUUCUUGCAAUCUUCCCAUUUCCUCUCUUUUUCUUUUACUUUUUAAGUCAUCAUAUUUCAAAACGAAUCGGAAAAAAUGCGUAACGGUUUGAGUUCGAGUCUUUCAGUUACAGAACGAGGGUACCUUCCGAGCGAGAAGUUCGAUGACGAUGGCAGAAUUAAACGUACGGGGACGUAUAUGAGUGCCACUGCGCAUAUAAUUACAGCAGUGAUAGGGUCGGGAGUGUUGUCGCUAGCAUGGUGUUUUGCACAACUAGGAUGGAUUGCUGGGUCCAUCACACUCGUCUUGUUUUCUGUAAUCACGAUGUUUAACUCGAUUUUGCUGACGGAUUGUUACCGUUCACCUGAUCCGGUUACUGGCACCAGAAACUAUACUUACAUGGAUGCUGUAAAAUCCAAUCUUGGAACGCUUCAAUACAAACUCUGCGGCGUAGCACAAUACGGUGUCCUCACCGGAAUAACCAUAGGAUACACCACCACCACCGCGAUCAGCAUGGCUGCCAUCAACAAAUCCAAUUGCUUCCAUAAACAUGGCCACCAAGCGGAUUGUCGCGUGCACAACAACUCGUUCAUGGUGAUUUUCGCUGUCAUUGAAAUCAUCCUAAGCCAAGUCCCUAACUUCCAUAAACUGUCACCGAUCUCAGUCAUCGCUGCUAUCAUGUCCUUUUCCUAUUCGUUAAUCGGCAUCGGUCUCUCGAUCGCCAAAAUCGCAGGUAAUGGAAUUGGUAAGACGAGCCUAACAGGAGUACCAGUUGGGAAGGAUUUUUCAGGCAUGGAGAAAAUGUGGAAAACUUUUUCUGCUCUUGGAGAUGUCGCUUUUGCGUAUUCGUUCUGUUUCGUGCUCAUCGAAAUUCAGGAUACGUUGAAAUCAAGUCCACCCGAGAAUAAGCAAAUGAAGAAGGCUACAGCCACCGGAAUCAUGGCAUCGACUGUGUUUUAUAUGUUGUGUGGUGUGUUAGGAUAUGCAGCGUUCGGAAAUGAUGCGCCCGGAAACUUCUUGACGGGGUUCGGGUUUUAUGAUCCAUUUUGGCUUAUCGAUAUCGCUAAUAUUUGCAUCGUUAUUCAUCUUCUUGGUGCUUACCAGGUAUUAGCACAACCAUUGUUCGGGUUCGUUGAGAGCUCGGCACGAAAGAAAUGGCCACAAAACAAGCUCGUAACGAAAGAGCUCUCACUGUGUGGAAUCGAUAUCAAUAUGUUCAGACUUGUUUGGAGAACAACGUACGUGAUAGUAACGACAAUAAUCGCAAUGAUCUUCCCAUUCUUCAACGACUUUGUGGGUUUACUUGGCGCGGGUACGUUCUGGCCAUUAUCCGUUUAUUUCCCGAUCGAGAUGUACAUUUCACAGGCAAAGAUCCCCAAAUACUCGUUCAGAUGGAUUUGGAUGCAAAUACUGAGUUUGGCAUGUUUGAUCGUGUCCCUGGUUGCCGCAGUUGGAUCAACUCGCGGUCUCAUAACUUCGGUCCAAUCUUUCAAGCCCUUUGAAUCUGUAUCUUAACUUAACCCAGGUUGGAUCGGUUCAAUGUUUAAUCAGCAAGGUGGAUUUAACAUAAGUUACUAGAAGUAGGAAUCUGUAUUUACAAGUGUUGGAAUGAAAGAAAUCUCGUUAUAAGGAGA
Cynara cardunculus var. scolymus (artichoke) is the source of this 1659-nucleotide messenger RNA. RefSeq names its product amino acid permease 6-like. Lineage: Eukaryota; Viridiplantae; Streptophyta; Magnoliopsida; Asterales; Asteraceae. Gene Ontology annotation, cellular component: plasma membrane. The record is from RefSeq and is a predicted model, not a curated record. The transcript has 7 exons. The coding region runs from base 122 to 1540 and encodes 472 amino acids.